Camelina sativa (false flax) is the source of this 1230-nucleotide messenger RNA. RefSeq names its product bidirectional sugar transporter SWEET2. The record is from RefSeq and is a predicted model, not a curated record. Gene Ontology annotation, cellular component: membrane. Lineage: Eukaryota; Viridiplantae; Streptophyta; Magnoliopsida; Brassicales; Brassicaceae. Gene Ontology annotation, biological process: carbohydrate transport. Gene Ontology annotation, molecular function: sugar transmembrane transporter activity.
AAAAAAAANCAGAGCAAGAAACUAAAAAAAAAAACAGAGUUUAAGACAGAGAAGUCUCUCAUGGAUGUAUAUACUUUCAAUGUUUCUUUAUCUCUGUGUAAAGAUGUUGCCGGAAUCGCAGGCAACAUAUUUGCAUUUGGGCUAUUCGUUUCACCAAUGCCAACGUUUAGGAGAAUCAUGAGGAACAAAUCUACCGAGCAAUUCUCGGGUUUACCAUACAUUUACGCUCUCGUAAACUGCUUGAUCUGCCUUUGGUAUGGCACACCUUUCAUAUCACACAGCAAUACUAUGCUUAUGACUGUGAAUUCUGUUGGAGCCACUUUUCAGCUUUGCUACAUUAUCCUCUUCAUCAUGCACACAGACAAGAAGAACAAGAUGAGGAUGCUUGGUUUGCUUUUUGUGGUGUUUGCUGUGGUUGGAUUGAUUGUAUCUGGAAGUUUGCAGAUACCUGACCAGCUCACACGAUGGUACUUUGUCGGGUUCUUGAGCUGCGGUUCUCUUGUCUCGAUGUCUGCCUCACCUUUGUUUGUUAUCAACCUAGUGAUUCGGACUAAGAGCGUUGAGUUUAUGCCUUUUUAUCUCUCUCUAUCGACUUUCUUGAUGAGUGCUUCCUUCUUACUUUACGGGUUAUUCAACUGGGACGCCUUUGUUUAUAUACCAAAUGGAAUAGGAACUAUUCUUGGUAUAGUGCAGCUGGCUUUGUACUGUUACUACCACAGGAAUUCUACAGCAGAAGAAACAAAAGAGCCUCUGAUUGUUUCUUAUGUGUGAAAUUAGCACAAAGAUGCAAAUCUACUGUGGCGAAAAAAAACACCUCAGGAAAUGUGGUGACAUCAAGAUUUAUUUGUUGUUAUUGUUGUUGUCUACUUUGUGUAGCUUCUUGUAACCAUAUCUACCGCGGCUUUCCUUCUCUCAUGGCGUGAAGAUGUUUAUCCUCUCGGCUUCUGGUCAUGAUCCAAGGAUGGAGAUUUUUUUUCCAGUUUUGAUGACUCUAAAUUGCUGAAGAUUAUCCGAAGACAAAUGACAGAUUCACUACUGUGGUUUUAUUUGUUUGUGUGAUGAAAGUCUACGGUGGGGUCGAUUUGAAGAAAUUCUUAUUUGUUUGUUCAUAAGAUUUUGUUUCUUUAAGAUGUAAAUCUUUGGUAUGGGUUGAUUUGAAGAACGAAUGUCCAUAUAUUGUUUGUUUGGUGAAUAUUAUUCCAUUUCAUAAGAACUCUGCUUUCUUUGUCA